CCCCACGUACGUGCCGCCCGCUGCCGCCCGCCCCCGUCCUUCCCUCAGCGCCGCCCCCUCCCGAGGAGGCGACUGUGCUCAUCGGUGUGUGCCGCGCUUCCACUCGCCUGCGUUCCGCGCCGCCGGGCUGUCCCUGGGCGAGAUGGCAGCCGAGGAGGCUGCGGAGGCCGCACUGGCGCAGCUGUCACCCGAGCAGGAGCAGCCGGGGCGGGAGGACGAAGAAGAUGAGGCUGCAGCGCAUAAUGGUGUGGCUGUCUCUGAAAAAGUGAAAAGCAACGACGUGGAUGUGAAAGAGUCAAAACUGGAAACUGAGGAAAAAGGCACAGACGAAGAACCCACAAGGGAAUCUGAUAGCAACAUUCUGGAUGUGUCAUCUGAUUAUCCAAGAGAGAAACAUAUUUCAAUUCAAAGAGAUUUUGCUGAUCUAGAGAAGUUAGCUAAUCUCAAAGAAGGGGAGUUUAGCACAGCAGCAUCCCGGAACACAGUCCUUCAGGUUACAGGUGAAAAGAAGCCUUGUCCACUGUGUUCCGAGGAGAAAUACAAAGCUUGCUAUGGUCAUAAGCUGCAUCGGCACCUUCUGAACUUUCACUGGAAAGUUUCUGUGGAAUUUGAAGGGUACAGAAUGUGCAUCUGUUACUUGCCCUGUCAUCCAGUAAAACCAAACCUCGUUGGAGACCAGACCUCUUCAAAGAUGGGAGCUCAUUACCAUUGUAUCAUCUGCUCAGCAACUAUCACACGAAGAACUGACAUGAUCAGUCACAUCAAUCGUCAUGUGAAUAAAGGAGAAACAGAAUCAAGGUUUAUUACAGUUCCUGCUCCCAAGAAUUCUCAUCAAGUGCUAAAAGAGUCAGCCACAGACGUGCGGGUUCUUCCCAACUAUUCCACACCACAGAAAACAGAUUCCUAUUUUAAUCCUAAAAUGAAACUCAACAGGCAAUUGAUCUUCUCUGCUCUGGCUGUCCUAGCUAAGGAACGUGCACCCAUAGACUGUUUGGAUGCCUUUGGUGCUACUGGUAUCAUGGGAUUGCAGUGGGCCAAGCACCUCCGAAGCUCUGUGAGAGUUACAAUUAAUGACUGCAAUGAAAACUCUGUGGCAAUGAUUCAGGAAAACUGCCAUUUAAACAAAAUGAAGGUGAAGCUGGACACCAAGGAAGAUGACAAUGAUGAAGCCAUGGGAGUUGGAGAAGACAGCACUGACACCAUCGAGGUGACAAAAAUGGAUGCCAACGUCAUAAUGCAUUUGAGAUCGUUUGAUUUUAUCCAUUUGGACCCCUUUGGAACUACUGUGAAUUACUUGGAUUCUGCCUUUAGAAAUGUGAGGAACCUUGGCAUUGUGUCACUGACUUCCACAGACGUCAGCAGUCUGUAUGCAAAGGCCCAACACGUUGCCCUGCGCCAUUACGGCUCUAAUAUCGUCAGAACAGAGUACUACAAGGAACUGGCAGCCAGGGUGGUGAUCGCUGCUGUUGCCAGAGCUGCAGCUCGCUGCAACAAAGGCAUUGAAGUGUUACUGGCCGUAGCUCUGGAACAUUUUGUGCUAGUAGUGGUCAGAGUUUUAAGAGGCCCAUCCUCUGCAGAUGAUUUGGCACGGAAGAUCAGGUACCUCAUCCACUGCCAGUGGUGUGAAGAGAGGAUUUUUCAGAAAGAGGGCAAUAUGCUAGAAGAAAACCCCUAUCAGCAGCUGCCUUGUGAUUGCCAUGGCAGUAUGCCUGGGAAGACAGCAGUAGUUCUUGGUCCUCUCUGGUCAGGAGCCCUCUUCAACGCUGGGUUCCUCAGGAGAAUGUAUUGUGAGUCUGCUCAGUAUGGUUUGGAUGAAGCUCAGUCGCUUUUGAAGACAUUAGUUUGUGAAGCUGAGUGCACAACUUCAAAACAACAUUCUAUACACACUUCUUGUGAGGAAACCAAACAAGAAGAAUGUGGCGUAUACAUUAAAACACCAAGUACUUCUCCAGAAUCCCUGGUAUACAGAAAAAGGAAAGGCGAUGAAGUGACCCGAAAUGCGAACAAGCGACAGAAGGCUGAGACCAGUGCUGAGCACCCUGCGUUUUACUACAACAUCCACAGACACAGCAUUAAAGGAAUGAACAUGCCAAAGUUAAAUAGAUUCCUGAACUAUUUGUCUGAAGCUGGCUACAGAGUGAGCAGAACCCACUUUGACCCGAUGGGGGUUCGCACGAACGCGCCCCUGGCACAGUUUAAGACAGUUCUGCUCAAGUACAGCACUCCCACCUAUGGAGGUGGGCAGGUGGAGGACACAGAAGUGUUGGAGGAAGAUCGAUCUGGAGCCGCAGCCGCAGCCCCUGCGUUGACAAAAGACUGCCCUCCUCAGUGUGCAGCUGAUUAGUGCCAGGCCCUUGCUUGUAAGGUCAGGAGGUGGCAGAAUCGCAAGCACACCCUGUUCAAGUAAGCUGGUAUUUCUUUCCAGACUGGAUUUUGACAGCUUUUUUAAUUUGAAAAGAUCUUUUAGGAUUCCAUAGAAGCUUACCCCAGAUCACAGCAUCUGUGAUCAAGGUACCGAUACUUUGAGAAGGUCUCUGAGGCAGUUACUUGCUUUUAGGCUCAUAUCCACCUUCACACUAAGGCACUGCACCUCAGUCUCUGUCAAAGCCUUUCUCCUGGCACAGAAUCCAAGAGGGUGGAUGGGGUCAGAAGUCUUACACAUUUCUCAUCAUGAAGUUGCUACAGAAUGGGAUAUUCCUAAAGUGACUCCUUCCUAAAACCUGGCUGCUAACAAUUCAGAGGGAGGUCGUGUUAAGAUGACAAAAUGCCACAAGAUGAAGUUUGAUCUGAACUUUAAACAAGCCAGAAAGCCCUGACUGCGCUUCUGGCUCCAGACUCCACAUGUGAUUUGGCAUUUGGUUUUGUUUUCGUAGUGCUGCCUGCAAGCAAGGACUUAACACAAGUGGGAGUGAAAAAGAAAAGUAUUCCAGGACUGUUGCUGAAUCUUCAGUUCAUAACUAAACCUUAGUGAGUUGUGUUAGUCACUCUAGGUAGUUUGUUCCAAGGUUACAGUUGGUUGUGAACUGCAGAGUGGUUCGGUGACAGAACACCCCAGGUUGAAGCUGGGGGAAAGUUUUUGCUCUGAAUUUGUCAGCAAUACCUUUGCAGCUGUUCAAAAGAUCUCUUCUGUCAGCUGCAUUGGUAUUGGGUUCUGGUUUCCUUAAAUACAUGGCAGCAUUCCAGCCAAGUAA
This is a messenger RNA of Pogoniulus pusillus (Red-fronted tinkerbird), 3191 nucleotides long. RefSeq names its product tRNA methyltransferase 1 like (gene TRMT1L). Lineage: Eukaryota; Metazoa; Chordata; Aves; Piciformes; Lybiidae. The transcript has 16 exons. Gene Ontology annotation, molecular function: tRNA (guanine(10)-N2)-methyltransferase activity; RNA binding. Gene Ontology annotation, biological process: tRNA N2-guanine methylation. Bases 143 to 2344 code for a protein of 733 amino acids. The record is from RefSeq and is a predicted model, not a curated record. Gene Ontology annotation, cellular component: nucleus.